AUGAAGCUCAUCGCCACCGUCGCCGUUGCUUUGGCGGCUCUUGCCCUAGCUGCGCCCAACCCCGAAGGUCAGACGACUUCAAUCAAACUCAGCAAGGACUAUGUCGACGCCAUCGUAGCCGCGUAUCCCGAUGGCAUUGUUCCGCUCUACCGGCCGACACACCCUGCCCCUCCUCGGCGCCGGCCGAUCGGAGUUCGGCAGCACACACCAAGGCUAAGGCGGGAAGACCCGCGCCGGGAAACUGCUCCGGGAAAGCGGGGCGACCUCCGUCUGCCGCAGAUGAACGCCGAGGAGAACGGGCAGGAGACGAUGCUCCGCCCUCCUCUUUCCCCCUCCUCGCCUGUGCAGCUACCCGCCCUCGCAGUUUUCGAACUAAGCAACCAACUCUCAUCCAAUCUUCAAACGUCAAGCCCAAGUACCCACGUCUUGAACGGAUUGAGCAGGUGUUUGCUCAGAGCAUCACUGCAAUCUCGCUUAUCGACCACCAUGGCUACCAAGCCGGACGCAAAUGCCGGAGAUCCCAUCAGCACCGAGAACCAAGUGCUUAGUGCUGGUGCUUCAGUAGUGCAGGACUUCGCACCAUUAAGCAAUGUCUGCGCUCACCUCAACGCCUUUCACGCAUAUGCCUCUGACCCUACACGCGUGGUGGAGGCAAAUCACUACUGCGGGCACUUGAACGAAGAUGUCCGUCAAUGCAUACUCUACGAUAGCCCCGCGAAGAGUGCACGCAUCAUAGGCAUCGAGUACAUGAUCACACCAAAGCUCUACGAAACCUUGGACUCGGAGGUGCGAAAGCUCUGGCACAGUCAUGUGUAUGAGGUCAAGUCAGGCAUGCUCAUCAUGCCACAGGGAAAGCUGCCGGACUUGGCUUGGCAAGCGGCAGAGAAUAAGGAGAUGGAGCAAGUCGUCCAGCUCUAUGGAAAAGUGUUCCACCUCUGGCAGGUCGACAAAGGCCACCAGCUGCCCUUGGGCGAACCGCAACUCAUGACAAGCUUCACCCAGACCGGCCAAUUGGACUUUGCCAAGUACGUUGGCGACCGAGACAAAAGGUUCAACUCAGAUUAUAAGCAAAAAGAGGAGGCUCGGAAGCAUAUUGCGAGCCCGUCGGUUCAUCCCGACGCUGACCAAGCCUGGAAGGAGAAGGACAAGAACAAGGGAGUCUCGUAA
Colletotrichum lupini is the source of this 1167-nucleotide messenger RNA. RefSeq lists its product as uncharacterized. Bases 1 to 1167 code for a protein of 388 amino acids. The record is from RefSeq and is a predicted model, not a curated record. The transcript is spliced from 4 exons. NCBI's taxonomy places the organism in Eukaryota, Fungi, Ascomycota, Sordariomycetes, Glomerellales, Glomerellaceae.